UGUCUUUAGGUCUCGGGACAUCAAAGCCAAAAUGUUUUUGAUAUCUCGGGUUUAGACUGAAAUGAUUCACUUCAUCGUUGAACUUCGGCGUGUGAACACCUGCUUUUCAGCGCUCCAAAAACAAAGAUUUUAAAAGAACAAAUCCGUUUCUGAUUAUCAUUUAUGGACAUUAACGAAAAACUCGAGUGUAUCAUGGAGGGGAUGGAUUGUGAAGCAUCCAUUCUUACGGAUGCUGUACCUGACCAGUUGAGGGAAACACCAAAUCCUCCACCUCCAGCUUCUGUCCCUGCUGGCACACCCGCCGCACCCCAGCCAGCAGCACCAACCACCCUAACCCCAAUGACUGCUCCCCCCACCUUGAUGCCAGCUUACCUGUACAGUCAGCCAGGGACAGGUAGCCAGGGACAGAUGCAGAACCUGCGUCCUGCUGGAGUACUAAAGAGGAAGCGUCAUGAGCAGCAGGAUGAGGAUCGGCCGUACAUCAAGAAGCCGCCAAAUGCCUUCAUGCUCUUUUUGAAGGAGCAGAGGGCAAAGGUGAAGGCGGAAUUAAAUAUAAAUAGGAAUGAGGCUGUGAAUGCAGCCGUAGGAGAGAGGUGGAAGUCGCUCUCAGAGGAUCAACAGGCCAAAUAUUAUAAGCAGGCUGAGGAGGAAAGAAUGCUCCAUGCACAACAGCAUCCAGAGUGGUCUCCUAAAGACAACUACGGCAAAAAGAAGAGAGUUCAGCGUUCCACCUGCAGCACAGCAUCUGCAUCCAAACCUGUAAAGGAAGCUCAAGAGGCCAAGUGGACAAGUUUCAAUGUCCCUGUGUGUGGCACGUUCCAGUUGCCUCAAGUAAAUCAGGUCCUCCCUGCUUCUGAUGCAAACUCCCAUGCAUCCACAUCAUUGGCUUCCUACGCUGGACCAAGUCAACCCCAGACAGAAGCAAUCUUCUCUGACGACACUGGAGAGGAUCUACUAUCAAUACCUGAACACCGUGAUCCCCUCCUUCCUGCGCCACAGCCGCUGGAGCCCGUCUGUCAUUACUCAGACCCCCACACUGGGCCUCAAGGGGAUCAGAUCAGCCCUGAUUCCCCUCCAUCCACUGAUGUGGUAAGAAACGCAGAAACCUGUUGUAUCAGAGGCCUGUAA
This is a messenger RNA of Archocentrus centrarchus (flier cichlid), 1128 nucleotides long. RefSeq names its product transcription factor 7-like 1. Lineage: Eukaryota; Metazoa; Chordata; Actinopteri; Cichliformes; Cichlidae. Gene Ontology annotation, cellular component: chromatin; beta-catenin-TCF complex. The coding region runs from base 163 to 1128 and encodes 321 amino acids. Gene Ontology annotation, biological process: canonical Wnt signaling pathway; regulation of transcription by RNA polymerase II. The transcript has 7 exons. Gene Ontology annotation, molecular function: DNA-binding transcription factor activity, RNA polymerase II-specific; RNA polymerase II cis-regulatory region sequence-specific DNA binding. The record is from RefSeq and is a predicted model, not a curated record.